Molecule: messenger RNA, 5411 nt
Organism: Neofelis nebulosa (Clouded leopard)
Lineage: Eukaryota; Metazoa; Chordata; Mammalia; Carnivora; Felidae
Gene: HFM1
Product: helicase for meiosis 1
Exons: 39
Coding region: 28-4674 (1548 amino acids)
Biological process (GO): DNA repair
Molecular function (GO): DNA binding; ATP binding; endonuclease activity
Source: RefSeq, a predicted model, not a curated record
GUUUAUGACACAGUCCAAUUUUUAACAAUGCUGAAAUCAAAUGACUCCUUGUUUGCUUUGGAUACUUUGUCUUUUGAAAGACCAGAUGAAGCUGAAAACUAUCCAGACAUUGAAAAAUCAUUGGAUUGGUUUCUCCCACCUGCGCCAUUGAUAUCGGAAAUUCCAGAUACUCAGGCAUUAGAGGAGGAAAUAGAAAGUCAUAAACUGUUAGGUCAGGAAAAGAAGCCAAAAAUGUUACCAUCAAAUUUAAAGAUAACUAAUGAAGACACAAAUUAUAUUUCACCAACACAAGAAUUCCAGUUUGCCUUUUCCUCAAAAAAAUAUGAAGAAGAUUAUCUGAAUUUAGGAGGGGCAGGUAAUGAUGACUUAUCACAUGUUCCUGGCAAGCUGACGUAUGGUUCUUCUCAGAAAUACAAAAAUCACAUUGGCACUGAGAUAGCACCUGAGAAAAAUGUUCCAGAUGAUACAAAAUUAGUUAAUUUUGCAGAAGAUAAAGGAGAGAGCACAUCAGCCUUCCGAAAAAGAUUAUUUAAAAUAUCUGACAACAUACAUGAGGAUGUUUAUUCUAAUGACAGUACAAACCUGGACUUUCCUGUUGCUUCAGUGAAAAUUGUCCCAACAGAAAUGAACAAAGGGGAAUCAUGGAAAUGUAGCAAUAAUCAGAGACAUCAAUAUUCAGACAUUAACAUGUUUACAGCAAGUGACGUUUUUUCUCAUUCUGAAAUCAGAGAAGACAUAUUCAAAGCACCAACUUUUUCAGUUACAUCCCAGCCUCAUGAAGUUCAAGGAGUAACAGAAAAUGAUUUAGAUUCCUUGAAGGCUGUCACAGAAAUCCCGUCAAAAUUUAGAAGUAUUUUCAAAGAAUUCCCAUAUUUUAACUAUAUACAGUCCAAAGCCUUUGAUGAUCUUCUUUACACAGAUAGAAAUUUUGUGAUUUGUGCUCCAACUGGUUCUGGGAAAACUGUAAUGUUUGAACUAGCUAUAACAAGAUUGUUAAUGGAAGUACCAUUGCCGUGGUCAAACAUUAAAAUUGUUUAUAUGGCACCAAUAAAAGCCCUGUGUAGUCAGCGUUUUGACGAUUGGAAAGAAAAAUUUGGAUCAAUAGGAUUGAAUUGUAAAGAACUCACUGGAGAUACAGUAAUGGAUGACCUAUUUGAGAUUCAGCAUGCCCAUAUUAUAAUGACAACUCCAGAAAAAUGGGAUAGCAUGACUAGAAAAUGGAGAGACAACUCUUUGGUCCAGCUGGUUAGACUGUUUCUCAUUGAUGAGGUACAUGUUGUAAAAGAUGAAAAUCGUGGACCAACUCUUGAAGUUGUAGUCAGCAGAAUGAAAACUGUACAGUCUUUAUCUCCUGCUUCAGAAAAUAGCAGCACAGUUAUUCCAAUGAGAUUUGUAGCUGUAUCUGCAACAAUUCCAAAUGCUGAGGAUAUUGCAGAAUGGCUUUCAAAUGGUGAAAGACCUGCUGUAUGUCUGAAAGUGGAUGAGAAACAUCGGCCGGUGAAACUUCGGAAAGUGGUCCUUGGAUUUCCCUGCAGUAGUAACCAAACUGAAUUUAAGUUUGAUUUAACCCUCAACUACAAAAUUGCCAAUGUUAUACAAACAUACUCUGAUCAGAAACCCACACUUGUGUUUUGUGCAACAAGGAAAGGUGUGCAACAGGCUGCUUUGGUUCUUGUGAAAGAUGCUAAGUUUAUUAUGGCUGUGGAACAGAAACAGAGGUUACAGAAAUGUGCAUAUUCCUUAAGAGAUUCAAAACUGAGAGAUAUCUUAAUCUAUGGUGUUGCUUAUCAUCAUGCUGGUAUGGAGCCGUCAGAUAGAAAAGUAGUUGAAGGAGCUUUCACUGUUGGAGAUCUACCAGUUCUUUUUACUACCAGUACUUUAGCUAUGGGAGUAAAUUUGCCUGCUCACCUAGUAGUUAUAAAAUCUACAAUGCAUUAUGCUGGAGGAAUGUUUGAAGAAUACAGUGAAACAGAUAUUCUACAGAUGAUUGGUAGAGCGGGUCGACCUCAAUUCGACACUACAGCUACUGCAGUUAUUAUGACUCGGUUAAGUACAAAAGAGAAGUAUAUUCAGAUGUUAGCUUGUAGUGACACUGUAGAAAGCAGUUUACACAGACAUCUUAUUGAACAUUUAAAUGCAGAGAUAGUGCUGCAUACCAUCACAGAUGUGAAUAUUGCUUUGGAAUGGAUACGAUCAACUUUGCUUUAUAUCAGAGCCUUGAAAAAUCCAUCUCAUUAUGGUUUUGCAUCUGGAUUGAACAAAGAUGGAAUUGAAGCAAAAUUACAAGAAUUGUGUUUGAAGAAUCUGAAUGAUUUAUCAUCUCUGGACUUGAUUAGGAUGGAUGAAGAUGUUAAUUUCAAACCAACUGAGGCAGGAAGAUUGAUGGCUUGGUAUUAUAUUACAUUUGAGACAGUGAAGAAAUUUUGUACCAUCAGUGGAAAAGAGACUUUAUUAGAUCUGGUCACAAUGAUAGCCAGCUGCAAGGAAUUUGUAGAUGUGCAGUUAAGGAUAAAUGAAAAGAAAACAUUGAAUACAUUGAACAAAGAUCCACAUCGGGUAACUAUCAGAUUUCCAAUGGAAGGAAGAAUUAAAACAAGAGAAAUGAAAGUAAAUUGCCUUAUUCAGGCUCAACUAGGAUGCAUUCCCAUACAAGACUUUGCUUUGACCCAAGAUACCUCGAAGAUUUUCAGAAAUGGCUCACGAAUUACAAGAUGGUUGUCAGAUUUUGUGGCUGUUCAAGAAAAGAAGUUUGCUGUACUGUUGAACAGUUUGAUUUUAGCUAAAUGUUUUAGAUGUAAACUUUGGGAAAACUCUCUGCAUGUAUCAAAACAGCUGGAAAAAAUUGGUAUAACAUUGUCAAAUGCAAUGGUAAAUGCGGGUUUGACCUCCUUUAAAAAAAUAGAAGAAACAGAUGCAAGGGAGCUUGAACUGAUUUUAAAUAGACACCCUCCUUUUGGAACGCAAAUAAAAGAAACAGUGAUGUAUCUACCAAAAUAUGAACUUGAAGUGGAACAGAUUGCAAGAUAUAAUGAUACCAUGGCAGAAAUAUUAGUGACCAUUAUAUUAAGAAACUUUAAACAGCUACAAACUAAAAGAACAGCGCCAGAUUCUCACUAUGUUACCUUAAUCAUAGGUGAUGCAGAUAAUCAACUGGUUUUCAAGCACAAAAUUAUGGAUUCUGUUUUGCUAAAAGCUGGAAACUGGACUAAAAAGAUUGAUGUGAGGAGAGCUUUUAAAUCUGAAGAUCUUAGCAUAAAUCUAAUUAGUUCUGAAUAUGUUGGACUUGAUAUACAGCAGAAAUUUACAGUCUUUUACUUAGGACCUAAGAGGUUUGGAAAUCAAAUAAUUAUGCAAAAAAAAUCAGAAACAGAGAUUUCCCAUUCUAAACAUUCAAAUAGAUCUACUAUAACAGGAUCCAAUAAAGGAAUGACUGCUUGCAAAAAACCUGGGAACCGAGAAUGUAAUCAUCACUGUAAAAAUAAACAUACAUGUGGACAUGACUGCUGUAAAACUGGAGUUGCACAAAAGUCAGUAAUGAAAGAGUCAACAAUCUCUUCAUAUUUAUCUGAUUUAAGAAACAGGAAUGCUGUUUCAUCACUUCCUCCAGUUAAACGUCUCAAGAUGCAAAUGAAUAAAUCUCAAAGUGUGGAUCUUAAAGAAUUUGGUUUUACUCCAAAACCUUCUCUUUCCAGCAUAUCAAGGUCAGAGUGUUUAAAUAUACCUGAAUUGUCUAUAAUGGAGCAGAGGGAUCAGCAUGAAAUCUGUGCCAAAGUUCAACAAGAACCAUCUGAAUAUCAAGACAAAGAUUUUUCUAGAUGGAACUCUUCUACAACUUCAAAUGAGAAAGCCCCUCAAACAGUACUGUUCAACAGACAUCUUAAUGCAUCUGGAAACCAGAAUUUGACAGAUGCGGAUAAAAGUAAUUCUCCAUUCUCAGAAGUUCCGAAUGUGAACUUUGAAUUGGGAGAUGAAGUUUGGGAUGAUUUUGAUGAUGAGAACUUAAUAGAAGUUACUGAUUUUUCAGCCGGUACUGAGAAGACAAAUACAUCAGGAUUUAGAAACACUUUGAGUUCAAGUAUCCAGGGAAGUAAGCUAUCGCUUCAAGAGUCAAAGAGCAAAUUCCAAGGAGAAAUAUCAAAAAGUGUUGUUUCAUCACAUGAGAAGCCAGAUAUUUAUUUAUCAGAUUCUCCUGUGUUCAAGUUUGAUGCAUCCUCCAUGACAAAAUUGCCUCCACAAGCUGGAAAUGCAGAUAUUGUCUGUUUACAAGAAAGAAAACAGCAGAGUCUGUCACCAGAGAUUGAAAAGCUGUGCUUUACUCACUCUAAAAAAAUACCAAAUUCUUCACAUUUUAUUGAGAAAGUGGAUUUCUUUAUUAGCAACAAUGAAUGUAAAAAGGAAAUUGAUUUCAGGCUGGUGAUAUGCAUAGGAUACUCUGUGGCAAGGUUGGGCAGGAGCAAGGAGCUGCAGCUCCCAGUCAGCCACAGGACCAUGAGGAUAGACAACCAUACACUGACAAACCAUUUUGUACCCAUGCAACCAAACUGUUUUACUUUCAGUACAGUAUUCAAUAAAAAUCCUGCUGGGCACCCUGUCUCCUAUGUGUUUGUUGGAGCCCAAUUCCUUCCUGAUGAGAGUGAGGUACUAGGAGGAGGGCUGAGGCCCCAGGAGGAGUGAGGACAGAGGAGUAACUGUUGAUGAGUGAUGACCAUGUAACUGUUUGCCUUUGGUUGUAUCACGUUCCCUUCUAGACUAUGUGCAUCUGUUAUUUGUCUCACUUUUAUUAUGAUCAUGCUCACUUGCUCUUUGAUUUCUAUUUAAACUUCUCUUUAAUUUUACCCCUUUCCUGAUCUUUUCCUUUAGACUUUGACUUUUCUUUAACAGUCUCAUGAUCCCUUCCUUUACUCCUUGACCCCAUAUUCUUUUCUUCAUGUCCAUUAUACUUUGUAUUAUGUUUUUUUUUUCUUUUUUUGUAUUAUGCUUUUCUUAACUCUGAUUUCUGUUUGCUCUUAUUGCCUCUUUUAGAUUUGGCCCCUUUUUCACCUUGUUUUUAUUAUAUUAUCUUUUUUUCUGAAUUUCUUCGGAUGUCUCUCUCGUUGCUGUUAGAUUUAUGGUCUUAAACUUUCUUUUCCUCUUUUUGUUUGGACUCUUGGACACAUGCCUAUGGUCAGUUAUAUUUUUCUCUUUUACUCCAACUGGGCUUCUUUGAUUUUCUUUUGUUUCAGUUUUAGCUAACUCAUUCUUAAGCUCCUUUGAUUCAUCUUUCACCAUUGGAUACCCUCAUUCUUUGAGCUUUCUGAAUCUCGUGCCUCCACUGUGAAGUAGUCUCACUACAUCUGAAACGAUCCCUUGAACUGGAUCUGGAAGGAGUUUGAUAAUGUUGUUGUUCUAUUUCUUUAAUUUUAUUGCCAGAC